Seriola aureovittata is the source of this 821-nucleotide messenger RNA. It is a transcript of the gene cxcl19, whose product is annotated as chemokine (C-X-C motif) ligand 19. The transcript has 3 exons. Bases 89 to 403 code for a protein of 104 amino acids. Gene Ontology annotation, biological process: inflammatory response; cellular response to lipopolysaccharide; antimicrobial humoral immune response mediated by antimicrobial peptide. Gene Ontology annotation, cellular component: extracellular region. The record is from RefSeq and is a predicted model, not a curated record. Gene Ontology annotation, molecular function: chemokine activity; CXCR chemokine receptor binding. NCBI's taxonomy places the organism in Eukaryota, Metazoa, Chordata, Actinopteri, Carangiformes, Carangidae.
AAUACUGGUGUGCAGAUGUAUGUAAACAGUCUCAACAGCUGUACAACAUCUGCCUGUGUUCAAGGAAGUCAGCUGCUGCAUUAACAGGAUGAAGCUCUGCGUGGUGGUUGUGUUUCUGGCCCUCUCUGUUGUCAUUAACGGAAUGCCGCCGAUCAGCAGGGACUACAACACACACUGUCGGUGCCUUCAGGUGGAGUCGAGGAUCAUCCCUCCAGACAAUCUGAGGAGCAUCAAGAUCCUCCCCGAAGGGCCUCACUGCCCAGACACAGAAGUAAUAGCUGGACUGGCAAGCGGGGAGAAGGUCUGCCUGAAUCCUCGGUCCUCCUGGGUCAAGAAGCUGAUCCACUUUGUUCUCGAGAAACAGUUACAUCAACAAGCGCCACUCCCCAAGAAUCGGACAUAAAUUCAUUAUGUUAAAAACAUACUGUAACUCCUUUCUGCCACAAUGAGCCGUGCUGUUUUACUUUAAAGAAUUAUUAUUAAAUUUAACCAGUCUGUGUAUCUUUAAUUUCUUUUUAUUCUUUAUUUUUGUGUCAUUAUAUUUCAAUGCAACCAGCUCUAAUGUAAAAGUGUUGGAAGACUACUGUUUGUAAAGAGUGAAGUGUGGCCUGAAAUGGAAAUCUGAUUGUGUGACUAUUUUAAAACUGAUAUUGUAUGAAGAGCCUCUUCUUCUCUUCUCUGAUUGGCUAACUGAACAGUUGCCAGAGCUCCAGAGAGGAGCUUGAGACAGGAAAUGUAAAACUUACGUUGAGAUAUUUUUUGGCUCUAAUAUAUCUUUCUUCUGGAUCAACACUUCAAAUAAAAUGCAUGCUUCAACUUUU